AUGGCUGAUGUUGUUGGACAUCCUAACGCUCAUCGUAAUACUUCACAUAUUACCCGCAAUGGAGUACCCUAUAUGUCACGUUUUCGACAUUUCAGAUCAUCAAGUGCUCAUGUUGGAUCAGGACACAAGGAACAAAAUCUUACAUCGUUAGGCCAUCUACCUGGAGUGGGAAAUGUACAUAGCACUCAGAAACAUGAAAGUCGGAGAAAAGGUCAAGAUGACUGGAUGAGCCAUGGCCUACUUAGUAUUAACGAGAAGGAAACCAUGCAGAUUCUGAAUGACCGAUUGGCGUCCUACCUGGAGAAGGUUCACUCACUGGAACAAGCAAAUGCCGAGCUGGACAAGAACAUACGUGAUUGGACUGCAAGCAAUCAGCCUAGCUCCCUCCCUGACACCAGCCAAUACUUCUCAACUAUACAGGAACUCCAGGCUCAGAUUGCAACAUCUACCACUGGAAACGCUAAUAUUGCUCUUCAUAUAGACAAUGCUAAGUGGGCGUUGGAUGAUUUUAGAAACAAGUACGAGAUUGAGUUGAAGCUAAAGGCCAAUGUCGAGGAAGAUGUGAAUGGUCUGCGUCGAGCCUUGGGGGGAUUGAAGAUAGAGACAAGUGACCUAGAGGCCCAGGUCCAAAACCUGCAAGAAGAGCAUCAGGAAAUGAAAAAGAACCAUGAAGAGGAGGUGAACAAUUUAAAAGCCCAGCUGGGACAGAGGGUCAACGUAGAAGUGAAUGCCGCCCCAUCAAGGGACCUAAACACAACUUUGUCGGAAAUAAGACAACAAUAUGAAAACCUAAUGGAGAGAAAUCUAAAGGAAGUCGAGAGUAUGUUCCUUGCAAGGAGUGAAGAGCUGAAUCGUGAAGUGGCAUCUGGUGCCGAACAACUUCAAUCAGUACAAAUGGACGUCAUUGACUUGAAGCGCCGUAUACAGACCCUGGAAAUCGAGUUGCAAAGUCAGCUGAGCAUGAAAGCAACUCUGGAGAGCACUUUGGAGGAGACACAAUCCACCUACAGCUCUCAGCUCAACCUUCUUCAGGGAAUGAUCGACAAUGUGGAAGCUGAAUUGAAACGCAUCCGAUCUGAAAUGGAACGGCAAAACUCUGAAUACCGACGACUCAUGGACGAGAAGACCCACAUAGAGAAGGAGAUUGCCACCUACAAGGGUCUACUGGAGGGACAUGACACCAAGUGCGUAAAACAUCUAGCAUAG
Molecule: messenger RNA, 1206 nt
Organism: Spea bombifrons (plains spadefoot toad)
Lineage: Eukaryota; Metazoa; Chordata; Amphibia; Anura; Pelobatidae
Product: keratin, type I cuticular Ha5-like
Exons: 6
Coding region: 1-1206 (401 amino acids)
Molecular function (GO): structural molecule activity
Source: RefSeq, a predicted model, not a curated record